AUGGCAACAUCCUCGCGAAUACUCAUUACAACCGAUCACCCAGGCAAAAUCGCACAAGUGAACAAAAGUCCAUCGGGCUCAGCUGAAACAGCCAACCACCUGCUCCAAAGAAACCACGACGAAAACCACAUCUUCUGGCGUGCUGUCGCAGGACACAAUCAUGUCGCACACUCCGUGCUCACGACCCUCGCCCUAGGCGGUGGUCCCGCGGAACUGCAGCGUGCCUUCGAUGACGGAGUCGAUAUUCAGCAACCAAUCCCCACCACCAAUGCCGAAAUCGUUGAACAACUCAGCAACGAAAAUGUAUUUCGCGCACACGUAGGGAAGCUGGAUCAGUAUGGGAAUUUCCUCGCUUUCUUCAGCAAGCAAAUUGAAGCACAUGGGUACCGCACUAUUAUUCAGGAAUAUUGUUUCAGUGGCCCUGGAAUUGGAGAGACGAUGUUCGCACAGCUGUUCGAGGGCUUGUACCACCCUGUCAUUCAUCUUGCGCUGGGAGUCGAGUUUCAGCAGCCCGCUAUAGUGGCUGAGGCGCUUGCUCAGGCGGCAUCGCAUGAUUCGAUGGGGUUUGAGACGUAUUUCAAGCGGGUUGAGGAGCUCGCGCGCGAGGCACCUGCGGCAAGCAUAGGUUCUCGACCACUGGUAGAGCUGUUUCGGGAUAUAUCGACCACUCCGAUGCUUCGCGAUGUAUCACGGGGAUUCGAUGAUGGACCUGCAAGAGUGCGCGAGGGUGUCUUGGGACGAGUGAGGGAGGAGAUGGCUAUAUCAGCAGCACAGUUCAGAGUCGAGCAGUAUGAUUCUGAGACUGUGCAGCGGCGGCUUGCGGAAUCUUUCAGUGUUGCGGCGUAUGUAGCGGGUGCUGCACAGCAACCGGGGAAACCUCGCAAGGUCGAUUUUUUCCAUUUGCACACCAUUACUGCGGCGCUGGCUGUGUCUGCUUUGGUGCAGCAGGAUUGGAUUCCUGUUGCCGUGAAAGCUCGCUUGGUGGAAUGGAAGACUCGCACGGAUCUGGUAUGGUAUGCCGCUAGUGGUGCAGUUGAGCUGCGUCUUCAAGAUUUAUUGGAAUAUUCACCCGGUCCUAGUGCUGGGAUGGACUGGGCAGCACUUUAUACCGCUGUGACAGCCGUACAUGAUGAUGGGCAUUUGGCUAAGUUUUUGCGGGGGUUGAAGCAUGGCGAGGAGGUUUCGAGGCCUUUUGAGGAUGCCGACGAAAAUGAUAGCUUUCCUAUUCGGGGGGAUACCUGGUUGAGAAUUGCACAACUGGCGUAUGAUAGUACUGUUGACCGGCCGAUUGAGCGGAAGUGGAUUUGGGGUAUAGGGCUUGAAGAGAACUGGGGCCUUGUGUUGGCGACAGAAUUAUAG
Messenger RNA from Penicillium odoratum, 1359 nucleotides. RefSeq names its product questin oxygenase tpcI (gene tpcI). The record is from RefSeq and is a predicted model, not a curated record. Gene Ontology annotation, molecular function: oxidoreductase activity. The transcript has a single exon. Lineage: Eukaryota; Fungi; Ascomycota; Eurotiomycetes; Eurotiales; Aspergillaceae. Bases 1 to 1359 code for a protein of 452 amino acids.